AUGGUGAUCAACUAUACCUUGAGCUCCUCACCGCCGCCGGUGGGCAGCUCGGCAAUGGGCACGUCGCCGAUCAGAGGCAUUCGUCGCGGUAACGACGUCGACGAGCUCGCUGACGAGACGAUCCCCGAGUCCCCGUACCAGACACAAGCCACGCAGAUUGUCAACCGAACCUCACUUACGUCCCAAGCUAAGCCGCAAGCCGACCUUUCCUCCUCCCCCUCUUCGCGUUCGGUCAUUGAGGUUCCCGCAUCUUCGCCGUUCCAGAAUAAAUCAUCCUACUUCUCACGCCUGGUGCCCCCUGGCUCACGGUUCCAGCCGCCUCCCGCGUCACAAGCGCCUUCCAACCCGCGGAAGAGACCAUCGGCGGAGCCUGUACUCAUACAAGGCUCGUCCGACGAAGAAGAUGACCGAAAUUUACGAGGCAAAAUCAGCCAGACGUCUUUUAAGAAACAUGUUGCAAACUUCGAGUAUGUUCCGGUGGACAAGCUGCAAAAGAAGAUCGAAGAGGUUUCCGAAGCGCUUAACGGCACGAUACCGGUUCAAUACUACAAGGAAGCUUUAACCGCAUGCCACAAUAAUGUUGAGGACGCGAUCAACUACUUGUUGGACGGUCGGCACCUGAAGACCAAGGUCAACAGUUUCGUAAGCUCUACGAAGCCGGACAUCGCCCUUAGCGACGAAAGAAGAAAGAGCCUGGAGCGCAAAUCAAGCAGGCUCGGCUCACCUAGCAAGCCAAGGCUACUCGGACGACAUGCACUGAGCCUACCUACGCCUUCUCGAAGCACCACUCCCUCACCGCCAAAGCCCAAGCGCCGGCGCUUGAUGCAAGGUCGUCGCCCCGAUAGAUCUCCAGUUGCGUCGCAGCAGCCUCACGAAGACGAACCGUCGCUAGACGAGCUCGCCGCCGACAAGGUGGACGAACCCAUCAUCAUCCCUGAUGACAACGAAGACGAGGAUUUUGAUAAUGAGGAUGAAUUGAACGAGGCGGUGAAGGACAGUCUACAGGACAAGGCUCUCCAAGCCAUCAACACCAGCUCGAUCGAGGAUUUGUCGGCCAUGACGAACAUCAAACUGGACGAACUCAAGAUCAUUGAGACCAAGAGGCCCUUCGACACCAUCAGUGAGGUACAAGCCGUUACCGUGGCCAAGAAAGUAGGCGCCCGCAGCCGGCGGCCCAAGGUUCCGAUUGGAGAGACUCUGGUCGAAUCAAUCAUGGAGUUUACUCGCAGCGUCAAUGCCAUUGAUGAGGUUGUGGCUGAGUGUGAGAAGAAGGCGAAUAAAGUCAAGCAGGAAAUCAGCCGGUGGGAUCUCGACGUCAAGGGACAGAAACGGAGCACACAGAGCUCCUCCGCUAACAGCGACCUCCCCAUGACGCCGACAAGCUUCCACAGCCAGAAGCUCUCAGAGCCGCCAAUCUCUUGCCAGCCAAAGUUCAUGGACGGGCACUGCACGAUGCGCCCCUUCCAGUUGUUCGGUCUCAACUGGAUGUCCCUACUGUACAACAGUGGCUACGGAUGCAUUCUGGCCGAUGAGAUGGGUCUGGGCAAAACAUGCCAGGUCAUUUCUCUCAUCUGUCACCUCGUCGAAAACUACGAGCAAACCGGAAAGGGCGAAAGACCGUGGCCCAAUCUCGUCGUUGUACCGCCGUCGACAUUCUCGAACUGGAUGGGAGAGUUCCAGCGUUUUGCGCCUGGCCUCUCGAUUCUUGCGUAUCAAGGUCCGCAAGCCGAACGUAGAGAGAUAGCAUAUGAAAUGCUCGAAAAUCCGGCGGACUACCACGUCGUGUUGACCACCUAUACCCAAGUCGGCUCUGAGGAGGAUUUGGAGGCUCUCCGGGAGCUGCAGCCCGCCGCCGCCAUCUUUGAUGAGGGACACAAGAUGAAGAACCCCAAGACGAAGAUCUACAAAGAUUUGAUCAGGAUCAAGGCCGGCUGGAGAAUGCUGCUCACCGGCACACCCGUUCAGAACAACUUGAUGGAAAUGCUGGCGUUGUUGAACUUCAUCGACCCACUCCAGUUCAACGGCCGAAUGGACCAGCUACAGUACAUGUUCAGUCAGAAGGUUACCAUUCGCGACGUCAACAAUGGUGCUUUCCUCUAUGGCGAACGUGUCAGCCGAGCCAGAACGAUCCUGGAGCCGUUCAUCUUGCAACGUCGCAAGCAGCAGGUGCUCUCCGACAUGCCGGCCAAGAUUUGCAACGUCGCAUACUGCGAUUUGGCGCCAGGAGUGCAGAAGGAACUGUACGAAGACUACGAACGUCUCUUCAAGGCAGGGCCGGUCAAGAAGACGAUCACCGGUCGGCAGAGCGACCAGAACAACAGCUGGAUGCAGCUUCGGAAGGCAGCCCUCCACCCACAACUAUUCCGUCGUUAUUUCGACAACAAGAAGGUUGAGAAGAUGGCGGAAAUCCUGAUGCAGGAGGUUCCGCAAUCCGAGCUGCAGCAGCCGCGAAUCGACCAUUUGAUUGGAGAGUUGCAAAACUCUUCCGAUUUCGAGCUGCACCUCUGGUGCCGCGAUUACGCUUGUAUCAGGCACCUCGACGUCCCCGAGGGAUCUUGGAUGGAGAGCGGCAAGGUCGUCAAGCUACUGGAGCUCAUCCAUCAGUACCGCGGCAACGGCGACCGCGUCCUCGUGUUCAGCAAAUUCGCCAAGGUCAUUGAAAUUCUGCGGGAGGUCCUCCACACCGACGGCAUCAAGCACUGUGUCCUGUACGGUCAGACCAAUGUCGCGGAACGCCAGGAUCUGAUUGACGAGUUCAACAACGAUACGGACAUUACAGCCUUUUUGCUGACGACGGGCGCCGGUGGUACGGGCAUUAACCUAACAUCGGCCAACAAGAUCAUCAUCUUUGACCAGUCCGACAACCCGCAGGACGAUAUCCAGGCCGAGAACCGAGCCCACCGCCUCGGUCAGACAAGGGAUGUAGAGGUGAUUCGCUUGUUGACGUCUCAUACCAUCGAGGAGCUCAUCUACAAAGCCUGUCAGAAGAAAAUCGAGCUCGCUGAGAAGGUCACCGGCGCAGUGGAGGAUGUGGAAGACAAGAAUGCCGAGGAGAACUUGGAGAAGGAGGUCCGGAAGAUGAUGGUGGACCAAUUGACGCCUUCAUGA
Molecule: messenger RNA, 3108 nt
Organism: Colletotrichum orchidophilum
Lineage: Eukaryota; Fungi; Ascomycota; Sordariomycetes; Glomerellales; Glomerellaceae
Product: SNF2 family domain-containing protein
Exons: 1
Coding region: 1-3108 (1035 amino acids)
Cellular component (GO): nucleus
Molecular function (GO): DNA binding; chromatin binding; ATP-dependent chromatin remodeler activity
Source: RefSeq, a predicted model, not a curated record